Molecule: messenger RNA, 2564 nt
Organism: Vespa mandarinia (Asian giant hornet)
Lineage: Eukaryota; Metazoa; Arthropoda; Insecta; Hymenoptera; Vespidae
Gene: Gas8
Product: Growth arrest specific protein 8
Biological process (GO): cell motility
Cellular component (GO): motile cilium; Golgi apparatus; microtubule
Molecular function (GO): microtubule binding; small GTPase binding
Source: RefSeq, a predicted model, not a curated record
AUAUAUAUAUAUGUUGGCAAUAAAUAUUUGUAAGAUUUAAAAACGUAUAUAUUUUUAGUAUAUAAUAAAAACGCACUUCGAGAUUUAGUAAUACGACAAACGAGGUGUAUUGAAAUUAUUUUAUAAAAUUUUCUUUCGAUCAUUCCUGUCACAAUUUUUUUUUUAAUUAUCUACAUAUUAAUUUACUAUUAGUAAUUCUGUGAUACUUCGUAUUUGCUGAAAAUUUAGCAGAAAUAAUAGUAAAUUAAGUUGUAGAUUUUAAUAAUAUCUGUAUGAAUUAUAAUUGCUAAUAAGAUGAUUUCGAUAUUAUGUAUAAUACCAAAUGAAAAAUGUGAAUAUAUUAAUAUGAUUUUAAUUGAAAUUAAAAUUAUUAAUUAAAAUGCGAAAUAAUUCAUUAAAUAUUCGGCACAUUUAUCAUUUCAGUAUAUUUGUCAUUGAAGAAAUAUAAUCGUAUAAAUAAUAAAUGGUUUUUAAUAUUUUCCGUAACGCUUGAUAAUUUCUUGUUCUUUCUCUUUCUUUCUUUUUUUCUUUUUAUUCCUUUUUGCCUCAUUUUUAAUUUGAAACUUUGAAAUGGCAAAAGAACUAUGUAUAUGGCAUAUUCAUUUCUAUGUUUUAAAUUUUGUUGAAGUAUACAAGUAUGUCAUAUAGAUUCUGUUGCUUGGUAACUAAAUUGCCAAACAUUUCUGUACCACGAGACCGAAGUCAUUAACGUGAUAGUUCAGUGUCUCACAUUACUUUUUAAUUCUUUUUCUUGCAAAAUAAAAAAUAAAAAGAAAAAAAAAAAGAAACUCAUUAAUUUUUUUAUACGCAAUACUUUACCUCAUUUAUUUCAUUACGAACUAUAUCUAAUUAUUGGGAUAUAUUGUAAAUGAUUUAUCGAUUAUAAUCAAGAAACUAUUUUAAGUGUGUUUAAAAAGGUAUUUUUUACAGUGAAGUUUCGAACGAACAAAAAUGGGGCCUAAAAAGGCAAAGGGUAAGACAAUGGACACCGUCGAUGGAGUGGAUACAUCAAAAAUGAAUAGAGAACAACUUGAGAUAUAUGCUCAUAAGAUAUUAGAAGAGAUGGAACGUGAAAGGGAGGAAAGAAAUUUCUUUCAAUUAGAAAGAGAUAAAUUACGUACUUUUUGGGAAAUAUCGAGACAUCAAUUGGACGAAUCACGUGCCAUUGUUAGGAAUAAAGAACGAGAGAAGGAAGAACUUCAGGAAAAGCACGAUGCGGAAAUGAAAUUGUACAAACAAAAAGUAAAGCACUUGAUGUAUGAACACCAGACUAAUUUGUCUGAAACAAAGGCAGACCAUUUGGUUGCUCUUAAAAUGGCGCAAGAUGAUCAUGUAUCUCAAGAGAACGAGCUCAUUAGGGAUAAAAAGGAAUUAAAGAAAGCACAAAGGGAACAGGAAGUGGCUCGUUUGAAUGAAAUGCAUGAAUUGAAACUUCAUCAUGCCGAAGAAAUAAGUAACAUCAUGAAAAAAUUCGAAUCGGAAGCAAUAGAAUUGGAACAAAAGUACGAGCAAAAAUUAACGAAUCAAUACGAAUCAUUGACCUUGAAACAUCAAAUGGAAAUUACCGAAAUAGAGGAGAGAAAAAAUUUACAAAUUUCCACUUUGAUUAAAAAUCAUGAAACUGCAUUUACAGAGAUGAAAACUUAUUACAAUGAUAUUACUUUAAAUAACUUGUCACUUAUUCAAAGUAUGAAGGAACAAAUGGAACUAAUGAAGAAUAACGAAGAUAGAAUGAAGAAACAGGUACGCGAGUUAACAGUGGAAAAUAAACAAUUUUCUACGGAAUUAAAGAGUUUGAGAGAAAAAGUAGCCGAUUAUACACGACAACUUGUUAAUUAUGAAAAAGAUAAGCAAUGUUUAUCCCAUACAAAAAAAAAACUGUCGUUGACUAUCAAGGAUUAUGACAAUUUAAAAUGGGAGAAUGAAGUUUUGGAAUUACGAUUUGAGAAAUGUCAAUCGGAAAGAGACGAUCUUCAUUCUAGAUUCGUAUCAGCCAUAUUGGAAUUGCAACAAAAGACUGGCUUAAAAAAUGUACUAUUAGAAAAAAAAUUAGAAAAAUUAUCUGAAUUGUUAGAGCAACGCGAAGUUCAAAUUAGCGAAGUCUUGGCUGCUGCUCAUUUAGAUCCUACAGCUGUCAUGAAUGUAAAUAAAAAAUUGGAGGAUAUGUUGAAUCGAAAAAAUACAGCGAUACAAGAUCUCCAAUAUGAAUUGGCUAAAGCUUGUAAAGCGCACGACGAUUUAUUAUCAGUAUACGAAAGUAAAUUGCAAGAGUAUGGAAUAUCUAAAUCUGAGAUUGAAUUUCAACCAUUAAGAGCAAAACUGGUGAAUACGUGGACAGGGUCAGGAUAAUCGACGGAUCUAUAAGAUACAUAGAUAAAACUAAUUAAUGAAUUUAAUAUAUCUACACGUUUAUUUCUUAUUUUUUUUUUUUUUUUUCUUACAUGCAAUGUGCAUUCGUGUUCUACUUAGAUAAAGGUGUUUGUAAGUAAAGAUCUUUUUUGCUGAUCAUCAUUUACAUAUACAUAUAUAUGGUAUAUAGCAAAGAAAAGAAAAGAAAAAAAAAA